Messenger RNA from Cyclopterus lumpus (lumpfish), 1983 nucleotides. RefSeq names its product VRK serine/threonine kinase 2 (gene vrk2). Gene Ontology annotation, biological process: peptidyl-serine phosphorylation; signal transduction. Lineage: Eukaryota; Metazoa; Chordata; Actinopteri; Perciformes; Cyclopteridae. Gene Ontology annotation, molecular function: ATP binding; protein serine/threonine kinase activity. The transcript has 14 exons. Gene Ontology annotation, cellular component: cytoplasm; nucleus. The record is from RefSeq and is a predicted model, not a curated record. The coding region runs from base 217 to 1881 and encodes 554 amino acids.
GGGACAACAUUCAGGAAGUGAUGACGUUUCGCUUCAGUUGCGGAAGCAGAGUGGACAUUGGCUAUAACGCGUUACUAACUACGACAGCCUGCCGACACCCGUCGUCACAAGAGCCUCGACAGACGACGGGUCCGCCCGGCUGCACCCCCCCGAGCUCGGUACGUGUUCCAGCGGACAGCGCCUCCAUCGAUACUUUCUGAAACGUUCUCAGUUGUCAUGGCACCGCCUAAAAAGAGGGCGCUCCCCAAACCGCUCCCCGAGGGCUUCAUCCUGACCGACAGUGAGAAGAAGGAGUGGAGGCUGGGGACAAUGAUUGGUCAAGGUGGCUGCGGGCUGAUCUAUUUCGCCUCCAAUGAUGUGGACAGACCUGUUGCAGCGGACACUAGCUUUGUCAUAAAAGUGGAGUCUCAGGAGAAUGGCCCCCUGUUCUCGGAGCUCAAGUUCUACCAGAGGGCAGCCAAACCAGAGAACAUGCAAAAAUGGAGACGAAGCAGGAAACUGGACUUCCUGGGAAUCCCAACGUACUGGGGAUCAGGACUCGCUGAAUACAAUAAACUCAGGUAUCGUUUCAUGGCCAUGGACCGACUGGGCUGUGACCUUCAGAAAAUCUGCGAGCGCAGCAGAGGUCGACUGAAGAAGGCCACCGUUCUCCAACUUGGUCGAGGACUGGUGGAUGUACUGGAGUACAUUCAUGAGAACGAGUAUGUGCAUGCAGACAUUAAAGCUGCCAACCUCAUGCUUGGGUGCAGAGACCCUGAACAGGUCUAUCUGGCAGACUAUGGGCUGUCCUACAGAUACUGUCCAGAUGGAGUCCACAAAGAAUACAAGGAGAACCCCAAGAAGGGUCACAAUGGAACCAUCGAGUACACCAGCCUCGAUGCCCACAGAGGAGUUGCUCCUUCUAGACGUGGCGACCUCCAGAUUUUGGGUUUUUGUCUUCUUCACUGGUUGUGUGGGUCUCUGCCUUGGGAGAACGUGCUCAAGAACCCAACUCAGGUCCAGGAGGCCAAGGACAGACUGAUGGAGAAUCUGCCCGACUCAGUCCAGCAUCUGUCAGUGAGGGGAGCCGGCACAGGCGAGCUGGUCGCCUUCCUCAGCUGUGUGAAGACUCUGGACUACAAGGAUAAGCCAAACUACCCGCGUCUCAAACAGCUGUUGGCCAGCGACGUCACAGGAAGACUCGACUUCUCCGCACCGCGGGAGCCUGCGGGGGCGUCCACCGCCCAGCGACUAGACCCCCCCACCGGGGAGAAGACAGCAGGACGAGCCAGAGGGUCCUCCAGAGCCCAGGCUGUGGCCAAGCCUGGUGAUGAAGGUGAUGAAGAGGAGAAGGGGAAGGCCAAACCGGUGCAAGCUCGCUACAGAAGAGGCCCGGCCCUCCCGAAACCUCCAUCACUAGAGAAGGAAGACGGAGUGCCUGCUGUCAGCAGAUCAUUGAGGCCAAGACCUGCAGUGGCUUAUGGAGAAGAUGAGAGUGAGGAGGAGGAGGAGGAGGAAGAGGCGGCCAGGCCCAAACCCAUCCCUGCAUGCUAUCUGAGAGGCCCUCCGAUUGGCCCCAGAGCUCCACCCAAACAGAAAUCUAAAUGGAGCGGUGGGAAAUCUGACGUCCUCUCCGCGACCUCGGAGAGACGGGAACGACUCACAAAGCAAACGCACAACAGAGGGAGACGGGACGAAAGGACCCGCAAUGAGUACAACCAGAGGUCAGCGGCGUGGGAGCACCGCUUCCUGACCCCUCCGGCCCAGCGAGCGGACUACGGCUUUGGUGAACGGGAACAGGGAGCCGGUCCCCCGUGGAGCGGCGGACUGGCUUCCUGGUUAGUCUUGGUGGCCGUCUUCCUUUUCCUGGGGCUGGCGGUUUGCCAAAGCGCACUCUUCUAAUCCCGUCUCAGGCCUGCUGGGCCGCCAUCUUUACCGUAAUGGGCUGAAACAGAAGGAGGAUCCUCGGUUUCACUCUGCUCAUUAAAUGGAUUUCAAUAUGCC